AAGCAGACGACAGCCUGCAUUUGCGCCUGGAACUCUAUUUCUUGCUCUUCUUGUUUGGGUCUCUGUAACCUUCACCCAACAUUAAUUCACCAGUCUUUGUCUCUGUUCUUUCUUUUUUGUUUAAGGUGUUUAUUUAAGGAGUGUGGUUAGGACCUCACAGUUGGGGCUUCCUCCUCCUCUUCCCGUGGCCUUCCUUUCCUUCUUGGAGCUCUCACGUUAGGAUAGCAGGAGGGAAGGAAGAGCAUGCGGACGUAAAAUGCGUGGCAGAUUCCAGUAGCCGAAAAGUAUAAGCAACACCAUCAAUCAUCUUUUUUUCUCCUGCUUGUUACGUUCUUUCUGUUUGAUAUUGUCUGUCGUCGGAGUUUUGGAAAGGAGCAGGGGAAGAGAGGGGAUCCUUUCUUUCACCUGCGUUCGUAGUUCUGCUUCUACAUAUCUGUUGUUGUUGGGGUUAGGUUUUGGAGGGGAGACAGAGACCUAAAAGAAAGCUACAUGUCGCCUUAGCUGUUCUGUCGAUCGCUUCUUGCACUCUGCCUGCUGUUCGUUGUCUCGAAUCCGUGUGUUGGGAAGAAAGAGAGAUCUGGCGACAGUCGGCUCCACCGCAUUGUCUUGGCGUAAUUCCUCAGCAACAGUUGCAGCAAAUCUCUGACGAUUAAUAGUUAGCAAGACAACGAGCUUCUACUUAAAGAAGAGGAAGAGAUCCGCCCUUUAAAUUGCCUCCAGAGCUACUGGUUGUUCCCCAAGUGCUGCUUUCUUUCCCAGCUUUCCUCUGUUUCUGGCUGGGGAGAGAUGGACAGGCUUCCUUCGACGGCCCGGCUCCCGGAGUCGUUCCAGGGGACGAGGGACGACAUCGGGGGGCAGAUGGGGGUGGUGUGGCAGCAGAUCAAGGCGCCGGUGAUCGUGCCCCUUCUGCGGCUCGCUGUGUUCCUCUGCUUGGUGAUGUCCGUGAUGCUCGUCGUCGAGAAGGUGUACAUGGCCGUCGUCAUCGUUCUCGUCAAGCUCUUCAGCAGACGGCCCGAGAAGCGCUACAAGUGGGAGCCCAUGCGCGACGACCUGGAGCUCGGCAGCUCAGCCUACCCCAUGGUCCUCGUCCAAAUCCCCAUGUACAACGAAAAGGAGGUCUACCAGCUCUCCAUCGGAGCUGCAUGUGGCCUCUCUUGGCCAUCGGAUCGAAUCAUAAUCCAAGUGCUAGACGAUUCCACAGACCCAGUCAUUAAGGAUUUGGUGGAGUUGGAGUGCCAGCGGUGGGCGAGCAAGGGCGUGGACAUCAAGUACGAGAUCAGGGACAACCGGAACGGCUACAAGGCCGGGGCGCUCAAGGAGGGCAUGAAGCGGAGCUACGUGAAGCACUGCGACUACGUCGUCAUCUUCGACGCCGACUUCCAGCCCGAGCCCGACUUCCUCUGGCGCGCCAUCCCCUUCCUCAUCCACAACCCCGACGUCGGCCUCGCCCAAGCCCGAUGGAAAUUUGUGAAUUCGGAUGAAUGCUUGAUGACGAGGAUGCAGGAGAUGUCACUUGAUUACCACUUCACAGUGGAGCAGGAAGUUGGAUCCUCCACAUACGCCUUUUUCGGCUUCAAUGGAACUGCCGGAGUGUGGCGGAUUGCUGCUCUCAACGAAGCUGGAGGUUGGAAGGACCGAACCACGGUAGAGGACAUGGAUUUGGCUGUUCGAGCAAGCCUCAAGGGCUGGAAGUUCGUGUUCCUUGGAGAUCUCAAGGUUAAGAAUGAGCUGCCGAGCACAUUCAAGGCAUACCGCUAUCAGCAACACAGGUGGUCUUGUGGCCCAGCAAACCUAUUCAGGAAAAUGGUGAUGGAAAUCAAGAACAACAAGAAAGUAGGUCUGUGGAAGAAGGUUCAUGUGAUCUACAGCUUCUUCUUCGUUCGGAAGGUGGUAGCUCACAUCGUGACCUUUGUAUUCUACUGCAUCGUUAUCCCUGCGACGGUGUUGGUUCCCGAGGUAGAGAUACCCAAGUGGGGUGCAGUCUACAUCCCUUCCAUCAUUACCCUUCUCAAUGCUGUCGGAACCCCACGGUCUCUUCACUUGCUUGUGUUUUGGAUCCUCUUCGAGAACGUCAUGUCUCUGCACAGGACGAAAGCCACCUUUAUUGGCUUGUUGGAAGCAGGGAGAGUGAACGAGUGGGUGGUCACCGAGAAGCUGGGGGAUACCAAGAAGCCCAAAAUGGCUGCCAAGGCGGCGAGGAAGCUACGAAUCAGGAUCGGUGACAGAUUGCAUCUGCUGGAGCUGUGGACGGGAGCUUACCUCUUCGUCUGUGGGUGUUACGAUGUGGCCUUCGGGAACAGCCAUUUCUUCAUAUACCUCUUCCUCCAAGCAAUGGCUUUCUUCAUCGUGGGUUUUGGUUACGUCGGCACAUUCGUUCCCAGCACCUGAGCAGCCGCAGUGUGCAUGUGUUGCCAAAGGCUUCGCACGACUUCAUCUUCUACCUCGAUCAGCUUCGUAAGUUAGAGCAGCCUUAGGUGUUCGUUGAAAUGCCGCUGCUUGAAAGAAACCAUUAUUUCUCAGCAGGGGGAGAACACUAGGAUGCUCGUGUGAAUAUACAGUCAAGCGAGUACCUGUGUGGUGGUCUAUAGAAACCUAAUAAAUACAGGAAGAUGAAAGAGGAAGAUGAACGGGUAGGGAGAAAACUGGUUAGUCUGAUGAGGAUUGUGUGCAUUCAGAAUAAGCCUUUUCUUCUAGAUGAAAUGGUGAUGGUUUGAUUUCUGUAGGAUGUAUUCCUUGUUUGAAAGGUUCUGAUUGAGAAGAAAAUGAAUAAGUUGAUAGAUUGAAGGUAAGCAGUUGCUUUGUA
Molecule: messenger RNA, 2803 nt
Organism: Musa acuminata AAA Group (dessert banana)
Lineage: Eukaryota; Viridiplantae; Streptophyta; Magnoliopsida; Zingiberales; Musaceae
Product: glucomannan 4-beta-mannosyltransferase 9-like
Exons: 9
Coding region: 787-2388 (533 amino acids)
Cellular component (GO): Golgi apparatus
Molecular function (GO): mannan synthase activity
Source: RefSeq, a predicted model, not a curated record